GUCCCAUUUCGCUGUCUGUAGAAUGUGUUCUAAGUUAACCAGACAAGGAUUUGUCACUAGAGGACUAACUCAGAGAUCACCAUUCACUCCAGAGGGGACUCCAUUCUGCAAUCCUCUUCCACGACCAGCACCACGUGUCCCAGUGUCUUCAAGUUUCUUAAUGGAAAUGCUACAUGCCAUUUACUUUAGCAUACAUCAACUCAAUUCUGACGAGGUUGUUACUGAUUUCUGCACAGAGUUUAACGGACUCUCCUCAGCAGGCAUACAGGCGUUAGAGGACAUCCACUCUCGAGCCAGUCAAGAACUUUAUUUUGAUGUUUUAUUGGUAUCUAAUGCUGUCAAGAACUCACUGAGGUCUAACCCCUCUGGCCAGCCAAGUGAUGGUCCCAUGGGUCUUAAUGUAUCUCUUUCACAAUCCUUGAGUUCUCACUCGGUUUCUAAAACGGCCAUAACAAACGCAUCUUUCCGCACAAAGAAACUACCAGAUGACAUUCCAAUUCAGUCGCCAAAGGAAGAAGGCUCUUCCAGUGGAAGCCAACAGUUGACGGCCAUCACAGAAGAGCAAGAUGAUUUUGAAAAGGGAUCAGCCAAAGGGAAAGAUAAAAACAGUUCAGAGAAUGGAAGUGCAUCCAUUGCCUCCAGACUACCUGUCCUUCAGCUACGUAAAGAUAAAUCUAAAUCUAAAAAAGAAAAAGAUGUCGCAAAUGAUGUUAAUAAUGACCCAAAAGUAAAAGAUCAAGAAGGAAGUCUUAAAUCAAAUCUUAAAAAUUGGACUCCAGAUGCUGGGAGCAGCAAAGAAAAAGCCAUAGCAAGAAAUGGUAGUGAGGCCAGUUUGACCUCGAAUAACACUGAUCACCUUUCAAUCAACACCUUAAAUGCAGCCAAUCCUAUGAAUUCUAACAAAGAUGAUGCCAGUGUUUCGGUAAGCCUGAGCGAAAAGAAGAACCACAUUGAUAACAUUCCAGAAGAAGAGUCCUUGUUUAUGAUGGACUCAGCCUUAGCUAACAACACGGUAUCAGCAGACUCGGAGGGCUGGGACAUGGAGUGUUACAAUGGAGAUGCCACAAAAAGUGAGAGUGGUGAGACCAAACUUCUACUUCAACCAGCCAGCCACAAACGGGAAAUUGAAGCUAGUAAUAGUGGCAACAGUGUGAAUUACCAGACAGUUGUCUGA
Messenger RNA from Limulus polyphemus (Atlantic horseshoe crab), 1174 nucleotides. Its product is annotated as hyccin-like. Lineage: Eukaryota; Metazoa; Arthropoda; Merostomata; Xiphosura; Limulidae. Gene Ontology annotation, biological process: phosphatidylinositol phosphate biosynthetic process; protein localization to plasma membrane. The transcript is spliced from 6 exons. The record is from RefSeq and is a predicted model, not a curated record. The coding region runs from base 23 to 1174 and encodes 383 amino acids. Gene Ontology annotation, cellular component: plasma membrane.